AUGGAGGCCUUGAAAGAAAAGAACAUUUUGGCCGCAGGAACGGUUCGCCCAAACCGCAAGGACUUAACUGACGAAAUCAAACGGGAUAACGAGCUACAGAAGGGACAGUAUAUCUGGCGUGCGAAAGGGAGCAUCACAGCUUAUCAGUGGCGGGACACGAAAAACGUACACGUGCUGUCCAACUUUCAUCACCCCAGCGACACUGAGGACGUUGUUCGAAAGCUUUCUAAUGGCUCAUCUAUAUCCGUCCAGUGCCCAAAAGCAGUCUCCGACUACAAUACCUGGAUGGGCGGAGUCGACAAGUUUGACCAAAGAAGGAACGCAUACCCGGUGGAUCGACGAUCAAAGAAGUCGUGGUACCGAAUUUUUUACUUUCUGCUGGACGCAGCAAUAGUAAAUGCUUUUCUUCAAAUGAAAGCAGUCAGUGAAAUGAGCUACCUUUGGUUCCGGCUCGUCCUUGGUCGCCAGCUGAUAAACGGGCAAACAUUCAAAGGGUCCAGCAAUCGCCCGUAUCGAGUCAACAAAAAAGGUGCCAAACAUGGCCAGAAAAUGGUAGGCGUUGCUGAUGAAGUCCGAUUUCUGGGAGCUGGACAUCACCCUCAGAAGAUUGCAAAAAGGAGGCGGUGUCGUUGGCGCUCGACUGCCAAGAAAGAAGCACGCACCAACCUUCUGUGUUCUGUGUGCAAUGUGCCCCUUUGUUCAACGUGUUUUGGACCUUUUCAUGCCGGCCGAAUGUAACCAAGGAGCCCUCAAGGAGCAUUGGU
Molecule: messenger RNA, 764 nt
Organism: Rhipicephalus microplus (southern cattle tick)
Lineage: Eukaryota; Metazoa; Arthropoda; Arachnida; Ixodida; Ixodidae
Product: piggyBac transposable element-derived protein 4-like
Source: RefSeq, a predicted model, not a curated record